Molecule: messenger RNA, 977 nt
Organism: Vitrella brassicaformis
Lineage: Eukaryota; Vitrellaceae
Source: the annotation of a GenBank genome assembly
GCUGAGAAAGCCUUUCCUCUCCUGCAGUCAUUCGGUGCAGCAGUCCUCUCCUUGGAACGAUGCGGAUCUUAGUUGUUCUCACCACCUUGGUGCUAUGGGGUCUUGGAUCUGUGUCAACAGCAUUCGUGAAGUCCUCAGCCGUCAGCCACGCCAGCCAGCCAUUACGACGACGCGCUGCUGCCUCCAUUCCACCCCUCACACACACAAGCAUGCAUCUCGUUCCCGAGCACCUGGACUCGACAGAUCUCGCCCACCUGGGCGCCCAUUUCGGCGACACAGCCUUCUCAUCCCACCCCCUGUCUGAUUUCUACACGACGCUGCAAGUGGCUGCUGCCGACGCGGAUGCCCCCAAGACGUCGCCCGAGGUGGCCCGCAUCUACCGCAACAUCUUUGUGUGGAGCAUCGGGCUGCCCAUCGCCUUGGUGAUAGCCACGCUGGCCCUCACUAGGGUGGCGGCCGACUCGGUGGGCAAGUGGGGGCCCGCUGCCGUGGCGCAGAGCGAAGAGGCCAGGAACGAAGCCGCCAGAGCGGAGGCCAGCCUAAUCCGCAAGGCCAAGGAGACCGACCAGACCACUCGGAUGCCGUUGGGGCUGGGCGUCGGGGGCGAGAGGGACGUCAAGAGGAGAGAGAGGGCGGGAGAUGAGCUCAACUUUUAGCUAGCUAUAGGGCGCGGUGCGGUGUGCAGAGUGCCGCUGAUCAAGCAAUGGUCAAACCUUUGAAAGUUUUUCGUGUGUGGGGUGUGUGUUGUGUGUCUGUGGUUUGUCAGUGAAGCGCAUGAGUCAUUCAUAGAUUGGUCGGUUGAGAGACUGACGUACACACAGACAGACAGACAGACAGACAGGCAGACGUGUAGUGUAUGUGUGGGCAGGCAGGUGCAUGUUAUCAUCAUUAUUCUGUGCCUAUGUGCCCCCGUAUACGAUGGAUGGAUGACAGACACGAACAAUGGUCCAUCCACCCACCCAUCCAUGUGAAAGAAU